AUGGGUCGACCAUCGUUGGAUACCGGGGGUGAAAUUGCCGUCAUCGAUUUAGUCGCACACUUGUAUUCCACCAAAGGGUUGAGAAGAGACUUGUGUGCGAUUUGGGACAGAUAUAGCGCAGCGACCACGGAAGAACGAAAACAGAAAGGUUUUGAGAUUGUGAGAAACUAUCACUCGCAACUGACGAGAAUGUUUCGCGACGAUCCCGACGGAGAGUGCUUAGAUAUCGACGACUUGCGUUCAGUGUGGGAAGAGUUUGUGGAUGCUUUACGAGAUGCAACAGGCGCAUCAGAAGCAUACUCCGAUAACGAAAAGUAUACUUCAAACUCAUAUCAAAGCUUAGAGAAGCCGGUGAUGAAGAGAAACGAAUCGUUCCAUAAAUUAGCGCAAGAUUUGAACGAGUUGGUCUUGCAGAAAUCGCCAGGGAGUUCGAGAGGCGGAUCGACCCACGGCAUACAACGAAUUUCUUCUAAAGGAAUGCUUUUAGGCAUAGGGUGCUCCUCUAGAGAACCGAGUUUGCGAGGAGGUAACGAGUGGGCGAAAAUGAAGAGCGAAAUGAGUCCGGAAGCGUUGGCGAAAAAAUUGGAGAGGACUGCGGGAGACAAGUAA
Molecule: messenger RNA, 609 nt
Organism: Bathycoccus prasinos
Lineage: Eukaryota; Viridiplantae; Chlorophyta; Mamiellophyceae; Mamiellales; Bathycoccaceae
Exons: 2
Coding region: 1-609 (202 amino acids)
Source: RefSeq, a predicted model, not a curated record